AUGUGUGACCCAUUCAACAAGCGCCUGGACGAAUGGGUCACUCCCGAGCGGCUGGACCUGAAGAAAAUCCAGUUCCCUAAGAAGGAAGCCAAGACUCCCACCAAGAACGGGCUGCCGGGCUCCAGGCCAAACUCCCCCGAGAGGGAACUGAAGAAGACACUCGAUCUCUCUCUACACUCCUCGGCAGCAGGGAUUGGGAAGACCAUUCCAACACCGGGCUUGCCCUACUUAGCAGCAAGUGCUAGUUUGCAAAGGGUCCCAGUCGCCAAGCUACCUGACAGGACCAACAGCAUCGAAAACGUCACCAAAAACUUGUUAUCCAAGAGGAAGUUGGAAGCAGUCUCCCUUGCUACGCAGUGCUCUCCAGUAACUCCGGCGGCGGCAGCUCCAGAGAUCCCAACGCCCGUCUACGCACAGCAGAAUGGUUCGGCACGUCGGUCGAUGCCACAGGUGGCUGGGCGGAAGAGGAAGGCAAACUGCUUGGGGACCGAUGAGGACUCGCAGGACAGCUCCGACGGCAUCCCCUCAGCCCCGCGCAUGACGGGCAGCCUGGUGUCGGAUCGCAGCCACGAUGACAUCGUCACCCGCAUGAAGAACAUCGAAUGCAUCGAGCUGGGCCGCCACCGACUGAAACCCUGGUACUUCUCGCCCUACCCACAGGAGCUGACCUCCCUGCCCGUCCUCUAUCUCUGCGAGUUCUGCCUCAAGUACCUGAAGAGCCUGAAGUGUCUGCAGAGGCACCUGACGAAGUGCAAUCUACGACACCCGCCAGGGAACGAGAUCUACAGGAAAGGAACCAUCUCCUUCUUCGAAAUCGAUGGCAGGAAGAACAAGAACUACUCGCAGAACCUGUGCCUGUUGGCCAAGUGCUUCCUGGACCACAAGACCCUGUACUACGACACCGACCCCUUCCUCUUCUAUGUGAUGACCGAGUACGACUGCAAAGGCUUUCACAUCGUCGGGUAUUUCUCCAAGGAGAAGGAAUCCACGGAAGACUACAACGUCGCCUGCAUUCUGACCCUACCCCCGUACCAGAGGAGAGGCUACGGCAAGCUGCUGAUUGAAUUCAGUUACGAGCUCUCGAAGGUGGAAGGGAAAACAGGGACGCCCGAGAAGCCUCUGUCGGACCUGGGUCUCCUCUCCUACCGCAGCUACUGGUCGCAGACCAUCCUGGAGAUACUGAUGGAGCUGAAGUCGGAGAACGGGGAGAGGCCACAGAUCACCAUCAAUGAGAUCAGUGAACUCACCAGCAUCAAGAAAGAAGAUGUCAUCUCCACCUUGCAGUACCUGAACCUGAUUAAUUACUACAAGGGUCAGUACAUCCUCACUCUGUCCGAGGACAUCGUGGAAGGCCACGAGAAGGCCAUGAUGAAGAGGCAUCUCCGCAUCGACUCCAAGUGCCUGCACUUCACCCCCAAGGACUGGAGCAAGAGGGGCAAGUGGUAGCCGGACUGGACGGAGCCGACAGAGGGAGCGGGAUCGCCCCUCUUUCCCCCCCCCAGCGGCGUGGGGGGGGGGGUCUAGAGGACUGGCCUCUCCCCGCAGUCUCGCCCGACCCGACGGGACGGCCCAGAGCGGCCGGCGCCGCUCCCCCACACCUACACCCGCCCCGGGCGCCAAUGGCACAACCGGAAUUGCCGCCGGUUGUGGGGGGGAAAAAGAGGUUCGGCGCACGGAAGGGGCCAAGCGGUUGGCCGUGCCGAGCGGGAUCGGCGUUCCACCGGGACGGUGUCGGUGAGCAGGGGCCGGCGCAUCUCGGGUGAAGGCGGAGGUGGAUUCCCCUCACCACCCACUGUCACCACACGGACUCUGGGGGGCCCUGCCAGUGGACUGGUCUGUGAUUAUUCCCCCCCCCCCCCCCCAACUGUAAACCCUCCCCUGUGUCUGUGUUAGACUUGCAAUGGCAGCAAGGGUUGUAUAGGCUUUUUUUUUUAAAUACAAAAUAUGAAUCCGGGUUGUAUAAAAAAGUAAAUAUUGAUGUAUCAUGGUUUGGACUGGC
Amblyraja radiata (thorny skate) is the source of this 1999-nucleotide messenger RNA. RefSeq names its product histone acetyltransferase KAT5. The record is from RefSeq and is a predicted model, not a curated record. Gene Ontology annotation, biological process: double-strand break repair via homologous recombination; regulation of DNA-templated transcription. Lineage: Eukaryota; Metazoa; Chordata; Chondrichthyes; Rajiformes; Rajidae. The transcript is spliced from 13 exons. Gene Ontology annotation, cellular component: NuA4 histone acetyltransferase complex. Gene Ontology annotation, molecular function: histone H4K16 acetyltransferase activity. The coding region runs from base 1 to 1446 and encodes 481 amino acids.